This is a messenger RNA of Lathyrus sativus (Indian pea), 429 nucleotides long. The record is from the annotation of a GenBank genome assembly. NCBI's taxonomy places the organism in Eukaryota, Viridiplantae, Streptophyta, Magnoliopsida, Fabales, Fabaceae.
AUGGGAGAUUUCAACAAUGUAACCAAAGCCAUGGACAGAAUAGGCGGGAAUCUGGUGACUGAGAGAGAAUUUGAAGAUCUCAGAAGUUUGAUGGAUCAUGCUGGAUUGUAUGAGAAGGAAAGUAUGGGAGACUAUUAUACUUGGACCAAUAAACACUCUAUAGGCACCAUAUAUUCAAAAAUUGACCAUGUUCUUGGUAACAUAGCGUGGCUGCAGGAAAACAUUAAUUUGAAGUUGGAAAUUCUACCUCCUAGUAUCUCUGAUCACUGCCUGUUAAAAUUGAAUGCUGAUGUGGUAAAUAGAACAGUGCAGAAAAAUUUUAAAUUUACUAAUAGUGUAGUGAAGAUUGAAGGCUACCAUGAUACUGUCAAGCAGAGUUGGAACAAAGAAUUAAAGGCAGACCUAUGGCAAGAUUGUGGCAUAAAUUGA